This is a messenger RNA of Acanthopagrus latus (yellowfin seabream), 6429 nucleotides long. Its product is annotated as leukemia inhibitory factor receptor-like. Gene Ontology annotation, molecular function: protein binding; cytokine receptor activity. Bases 1041 to 3788 code for a protein of 915 amino acids. The record is from RefSeq and is a predicted model, not a curated record. NCBI's taxonomy places the organism in Eukaryota, Metazoa, Chordata, Actinopteri, Spariformes, Sparidae. The transcript has 20 exons. Gene Ontology annotation, cellular component: membrane.
AAGGAGAUAUUUUCAAAAGUGUUUAGAGCUGAGACUAACUGAGAAUAGGCAGAGGGAUGUUUUAUAAUAAACUCUGACAAGGAAGCCAGAGAUGAAGAGUUAAUUUAGAUUCUGUUCAGAAGGUUAGCCCUUCAUUAGCACUUCUCACAUAACAUCCCUCAUCAGCUCAUUCACAGUUCACACGCACAGUCCUGGAGCCUGUUACCUUGAGCAUGGUGUUAACGUCAAUGUGCGUGGAGUGCACAUGAGCAGUUAAUGGCAGGAUGCGCUGAACCAAUCAGAGACCUCUGCUGCACUGUGCGAAGUGUCUGGCGCGAGUCAAUGAAGAGAGUUUAUUCGCUCAUCCCAGCAGUUUGGACUUUAUUUAACCUGCCGCUGUGUUUUCUGGACUCUUGCUUCUCCCUUUUUUGUUGAUUGCUCCGUCUUGUGCAUCCAUGAGAGUUAACCACACAGACAAUAUCAACAAAGAAUUUACUCUGCAAUAAAUGACGGGCAUCUCGAUGAGAGAGUGUGUGAAUUGGAUCCAUUAACCCUUCAACAUCAUCCCUGUUCUUACCAGACAUGGAGAGUGCAGAUAAGUUUAGCCACGGUGUUCAAGGGAAAUCUAGGAUUGUGUUUAUUAUUAUUAUUAGGCUGGCGAAAUAUGCUGUUCUAGCAGUACUUAGAACAUGCUUAUAAUUAACUACACUAUAAUUAAUUAAGUACAAGUCCACAUUUUCCUGCAGGCCUGCUUGAAAUCUCGGGUUUCAUCAGUAAACCAGGGAUUAGAUUUCUUUGGUCGUCUUGUCUUGGUAGAGACCGGUGCCACAGAAUCGAGAAGAGAAACAAGUAACAAAGUACCACUUUGCUUGUGAAACUAUCCACAGGUUUUGUCACAGUUGCAAAAGGAGCCAGGACCUCAGACAAUUUAUCACUGAGCUUCGCUACGAUUGCCAGGCUGACAUGAUCAGAGCAGUCAAGUGAAAACAUGCAAGAGCCCUAACAACCAGACGGACCUCCUCAUGUGUCAAGUCUCAUUACUGUUUUAAAGUGGUAAAUCCAUGAAGACUUGCUGGCCAGUUCACCUUACCUUUGAAGGAAAAACUGACCAUAUGAUGAUCACAUGGUUGUUACUGGUCUCAUUGGUCUGUAAGAGCACACAAGAUGGAAAUGGUCAAGAGAACGGUGUCCUCCAAUGUGAACCUGAGAAUCUGACACUUUCUAGCUCUGGCCAGAUGAUUAUGUUAACGUGGACAGAGAACGACCCUUCAUGCUCUGCAGUACACGAUGUGCUCGUGUAUGAGCUGGUGGUUCUCAAACCAGAUUUUCCCAUACCACUUACUGGGGAAGUUUCUGUGAUGCCUGACCAGAUAGGAUCUUCUCACUCCUGGAGCUGGAUGUCCCCAUUUGCACUGGAGUGUUUUUCCCAUUCAGUCAGGAUCAGGUCACGAUACAACAAGCAGACGAGCCCAUGGAAACAAGAACAUAUUCAUCCUGGAAUGGAAAACUUAAAAAAGCCUGGGGUUUAUCCAAAGGAUGGAUUGUUUGAAGUUGGCAGUAAUUUCACCUUCUGCUGCAUUUUGCAAGCAGGGGAAAGUUUCAACAGUACACCUUCAAUCAAGGGGUUAGGGUCCAGUGAAUCAAGACAGAUCUCCAAUCAAACAUAUGCCUUGACUGUCCACUUGACAGAAGUGUCAAAAAACACUUGCACCAAUGUGUACUGUACACUAAAUCAUGGGGCUUGUGCUUAUAUUGGCUACCCACCUCAAGACAAGGACCUUCAGUGUGAAACCCAGGAUCUGCAGUCAGUUGAAUGUUACUGGACAGUCGGAAGACACUCAGCUGUAUCCUUCAAGAGCCCAACAGUUUACCAUCUACUUGGACGACAAUGUCGGGAUAGAGGGGAUAGAUCGGAGAUAAGGAGAUGUAAGAUAGAAGUGGAAAAGCACAGUGGUGAAAGAAACUGGACACUAACAGCAGAAAACAAGCUUGGGAAGGUGGAACUCCUAGACAGAGCAGACCUGAUUAAAAGAGUGCACAUGUUCGCUCCAAAGGCAAUGAUGGCUUCAACUAUUAAUGCCAGAAAUGUCACCCUGGAGUGGGAGUGGACGGUGCAACACUACAGUACUCUCAACAUAAGAUGCCAAGUAAACAUUAGCCACGGUGAAACACAUACCAUAAGAGAAUACUUUGGAGUUGGCCUUAAAUUUACCAUUCUGAAUAAUCUGAUACCAUAUUGGAACUAUAAUCUGACAGUACGAUGUGCAACAACACAUCAUUUGUGGAAAUGGAGUGACUGGAGCACAACUGUUAACUUCCACACAAGGGGUGACGUUCCAGAUGCUCUUGAUGUGUGGUGGCAGGCGGUGGGUGACAAAAUUAUAAUCCUCUGGAAAAUGCCACUGGCCAACCAAAGUCAUGGAAUCAUCAAAGACUAUAGAGUGACCUGUGAAAAGUCUGGGUCGCGAGGGAAAGAACCACAACAUACAACUGUUUACAACAAUGACAGCCUCACUCUGAGUCUGGACAGGAAUGAAGAGUAUAUUGUCACAGUCACAGCUAGAAAUGAAAAUGGCACUUCAUCCCCAUCAACCAUAACCAUCCCCAGCUGCAGUCCAGUUACAGAAAGAACAGAAAGAGCAAACGGUUUCUGGAUUGUUCGCAGCGGCGGUAGCUUCAACUUGUCCUGGUCUCCUAGUCCUGCAGCCAGCUGUGGCUACAUAGUUGACUGGUGUCCCACCGUAGGGCACUGCAAGGUCGAAUGGCUGAAAGUUGCUUCCAAUCAAACCAGUGCCAGGAUAUUUUCAAAAAAUUUCACUGAUGGAGUGAGAUACUUAAUAUCUGUAUAUGCCUGUACCCAGGGAGCUCCAGUGCUACUAAACAGAUUAGAGGACUAUGUCAGAGAAACAAGGAUAAAAGAUGGCCUGUUUAAGUCAUUGAAAUGGAAACGGCAGAAUUCAGAUGUUGAGGUAUACUGGGACCAUAUAAAUCAAAGGGAGCAGUCUGCUUUCAUUCAAGGCUAUGUUCUUUAUUGGUCGGAAAAGGACAGCAAUGAAAACUUCACUGUCAGCACAGUGAACCCUGAGGACACCAGCUUGACGGCAACAAACCUUCACAUCAGUAACUACAAGUUCAAAGUGGUGGCACAGACAGCAGUUGGAGAAUGUGGCACUACAUAUAUUACUGCCACCUUGAAUCCACUGACAGAUAACAUGGUCAAGCCUGUCCUCAUUUCCCUGGUUGUUGUUUUUGGUGUCCUCUCCCUCAUCACAAUCCUUUGCUACAAACACUGGACAUGUAUCAAACAGAAAGUCUAUCCUCCAGUCCCAGAACCAGUGUUGAAAUGGCCAACCUCACUGGAUGCAAAUAAAUGUCAUCCUCUUCAUGUGGAUCAUGAAGCAGAAGUCUUGGAUGUUUCUGAGGUGCAUUAUAACUCAGUACCAGUGGUAGAAGGCUAUGUCAUUGAAGACGGCAAGCCUCAUGCCUCUACACAAACUCCAGGGGGUUACUAUAACCAGCCCCUGAAAAAGAGCACCCCACCCCUCCUCACCUCACUGACUACAGACACCCCAGCUUCUUCAUUCAGAAGUGUAUUUUCUAACCCGUCAUACAACCUGCUAAUGCAGACUGGAGAACAACAGUACAGCCCAGGCCCCUGCCUUCAGGAGGGCACAUCUUUAGAGGGAAGCUCCAGUGAAUACCAGCCUCAGAGUGACACGCAAACCCUCAAUUUUUUUGACACAACAAAUGAACCAGAAAGUUUUAUGCCCUGUGUCUCCAAUUAUGUUUUGUUACCAAAGUCAACUUAACAAUUAUCCAUUGCAUGCAUAGUAUAUGUAAGAGGUAAAAAUGACAUGAUAUGAUAUAAUGAUAAUUACACUGCUAGAAAACAGAAAUGUAAAAAAUAAUUAAAGACAGAAUUUUUAUUCUGUUUACAUACUAACAAAUUAGAAUUAUUUUAGUUAGUUAUUUGUAUUCUAAGGCUUGUUAGCAUGGUGGCUCGGGGAUGGUAAUGUCCAUUUUAUAAAUAGCUUAGCUAAAGUGCCCACUAGGGUCUCCCAGUGUGCAAGAAAAUAUCAUGCAGUACCAUCUAGGGCACCCUUCUUGUGGCUUCUGUGGGAAAGCGUGAUGCAGUGCAUUUGAGGCUGCCCUACAUGUGACAGAUUUACUCACAUAAUUACACAGUUCUAAUCCAUACCAGGGUUUGGAUCUGUUUCACCGAAACAGCAUCACGACUUUCUGAGGCCAGUACCCUACCGAAGACAGCUCACUACCUUUUUAUUUUUGAGGUGUCAUGUGAUUUCUUACAGCAAUGUGAUUCAAGGUGUGAAUUGGUGUUUAACUGCCAAGGAUGUAUCGACCACACUGUAAUGAUCUUAAAGAUCUCUGAACUAUUUUGACAGAAGGCCAAGAAUAGGGCCUUUUUUGGGCAUUUAUACUCCUUCUGUGAACAUCUUCAGAAAUCUAAAUCUAAAUGUUAAGUUGCCCCUUGACUUGGCUGUGGAUAUAUCAUGACCCAAAAUACUAAUAAUCUUCACAGGCUGUUACCGGUUGGGCACACCUGAUGCCUGUGUUCUGCAUGGUGGCUGCAUAGCUUAGCUGCUACUGUUCACUCGUGUUUGUGUUCACAGAGGCUGCCUGGCAGCUGCUGCAGCCCUUUCUGUUUACAUGGAGUUUGACUCUGAUAAUGGUCAAUAAAUAUGAUGACAUGAUUUUCCUUUACCCCACUGAAAGAUCCAGAAAGCCGGAGGGAGAGCAAGAGGGAGAGACUGUGAAAGUGAAACACAGAGAGUGCCCAGGAAAGAAAGUGCUCCUCACCUGCUGUGUAUUCUCUUCAUGUCCAUAACAUAUUCUACACAUACAGACACUGAAACUGCAGUGAAAUGCUGUCAUGUUUUCCAUAUGACUGUCUGCAGGUCGUUUUCAGGUCGAUUUUUGCAGAGAACUGCUUGCGGUAAUGAAUGACCGUUGUGUGUAUGUGUGUGUGUGUGUGUGUGUGUGUGUGUGUGUGUGUGUGUAUAUAUACACAAACAAACAACAUAUACUGUAUAUACACGCACACAAAUAAACAACAGUUUCUAUCCACUUGUAAAGAACAUGUAAAAUUCAUCGGAACUCAAAACUUCCAUGACAUACAGCACUCAUUUUUCAUAUAUGUAUCAUAUAGAUUUCCUGUACAGCGUUCUAGAGAGAUGAGUUGCAAGCACCAACAACAAUAGCCGAUUAAUUAGCUGAGUAACAGUAUCGCCAUUCAGGAGCCAGCAUCAGCUGAUUUCAUGUAAUAUUCCUUUGACUCUGCUGCCAGGUGUAAAACUGGAAAAUUGUUCCAAAACAUUGGCAGUGAUUAAGAAACUAAUAAGAAGCUGGUGAGGAACAGAAAUAAGUAAAAACAGAAUCUUCAGAUGUGUCUGAUGAAAAGUUUUCAAAACAAUUUUGGCUCUCCAAAAAAUUUGCUAGUUAUAUCCAAACAAUCUUUUUUGCUACCUGAAAAUGACAUAUUGUUUCAUAUUUUGAUAAAACUAAAUGCUUUCAACAUCAAACUUAAGUCAAGUGUUCCUGAUGUCAUCCAGAGGCUGUGCCAAAUUUUGUGCAAAUUGGCCCAUAGGUGGCACUAUAACGGAUGUAAAUGUGUUUUUGCCUUUAACUUCCACAUUUUAAAGAACACAUUCAUAAACAUCAUAUUCACGUAUUUCCCAAAUACAGCUAGGUUUUCUUACAUAGGCCUCGCCCACUUCUGCUGCACUUUUCCUUUGUUAAGUCACCACACACUAAUCAACAUAAAUGCAUUUUUCCUCGUCACUCUCAUUUUAUGUCGCAAUAUUAGAAAUGUAAUGAAACAGUACUGAUGUGGGGUCACUCCUGAGGCCAGCCAUAUAGGUAACGACUGGUCAAAGUGGGCAUGAUUUAGUACAACAAAUCCAAAUUGCCACACAUUCAGCCUUUUGCACUUCCAGUGCACUUUCCAUUACAGCGAAUGCCACGCUUAAAGUUUUUUUUUUGUUGCUCAGUAUGUGAAGUUUUUCUUCACUUGAGCUGAGACUCUAAGGACUAGUGUUGUAGUCAAGACCACACCAACCGAGACCAAGACAUUACUGAGACCAGAGAGUACCGAGACCGAAACUAGGCAUUUGGAGGUCGAGACCGAGACAAGACCAAGACUUUUAGAGGAUAAGACCAAGACCUUUCUUUUGAAACAAUGUGUUUUAAACCAUUAAUUUUGCCUGAUUUAUAGUUUACCCAUACAUUAUUCCUUGAUAGCUGUUACUAGCACUCCAGUUUGACUUGACAAAGCCUCGUGUGUGUAUCACACAUUUUGGGGAAGAAAUAUGGCCUAUUUCAUCUGUGUUGUUCUGUUAUAUUGCUUGUGACAACAACACAAUGUAAGCUAACUUAGCUGUAGGCUAAUAUAGUUGGUGCUUUGAAAGUUAGCAAAUAAAUGCCUAAAAUAAC